Molecule: messenger RNA, 775 nt
Organism: Saccostrea cuccullata (small rock oyster)
Lineage: Eukaryota; Metazoa; Mollusca; Bivalvia; Ostreida; Ostreidae
Exons: 3
Coding region: 1-714 (237 amino acids)
Source: RefSeq, a predicted model, not a curated record
AUGCGUUUUUUAUUAAACACUAUCGUCAUUUUAUUAUAUCAAAUAAGAUAUAUUUUCAGCAAUCUGGACAUCUAUGAUUAUAAAGUAGUUCCUAUUCUGACCGGAAAAAUUACGACUGAUCAAGCUAUAUUUUAUGAGACAAAUAGCUCCGCUGUACGAUGCGUCCACAAAUGCAUUUCAACAUUUGGCUGUGUUUCAGUGUUUCUUACUGCGGAUUAUGUCUGUCAAGGACACCCAAUAGUUUAUGAAAUCGCUUCACCUUCUUUAAUCUCCAAAACGGGAAGCAGAUAUUAUAUUUCAAAGAUAUCAAAGGCUGUUUCUUGUAACGAUCUCGGUUAUAUAUGGGAAUCUUCGAUAUCCAUUUGUUACAAACUUCACAGUAUUGAACGUCUUCAUUCUGACGCCUUUUCUCAAUGCCUGUCAGACCAUCCCAACAGCCGACUGUUACUCAUCAGUUCAGACUCCAUUUACAACUUUGCCGCCAAUAUCAUAGACAGCCACAGCACAGGACCGAUAUACCUUCAGGGGACGCGCUCCAGUGGUUCUAAUUUCGUGGACGAUGACGGCCAGACAAUCACCUAUUUUCGCUGGCAUCCAGGUGAGCCAUCCAGCAGUGGGGACUAUCUCCGUACAGACACAGACACCAAGCUACAGGAAACGUCCUCAGGCACUUCUCCUUACCAAUUCAUCUGUCGAAUUUAUGGAAUCUUUUGAACAGACGUUGUAGAUACACAUCCAAUUCUAGUGAUGCAAAUUAAAAAGACGUUAUGCACUA